CAUACAAAGAGUUCAUUAUGUUACUGCAUAAGAUCGAGUGUGGUCAUUUAGUGCGCACAAUAGUAUCAUCUGAACACAAUCAUGUUGAAAGUGGCCGUAGUGACCGGCUCCAACAAGGGGAUCGGCUUCUCCAUCGUGAAGGGACUGCUGAAGAGGUUCCAAGGAGUAGUGUUCCUCACGUCCAGAGACGAUGCCCGAGGGAAGGCUGCGGUCGCCAAGCUGAACGAGCUCGGCUUCUACCCCGAUUAUCAUCAGCUCGACGUCACAGAUACAGACAGUGUUGCCACAUUCGCGAGUUACGUCAAAGCGAAGUAUGGAGGCAUUGACAUCUUAAUCAACAAUGCUGCAGUCUGCAACUGCUCUGAACUGUACCUCUCCUACGAGGAAACCAAGUACAUCAUCGACGUCAACUACUACAGCUUCUUCAUCAUCCAAGAGCACUUGUAUCCACUGAUCAGAAACAACGGGCGUAUUCUCAACAUUUCCAGUGAUUGUGGCCAUUUAUCUAACGUGAGGAAUGAAUAUUGGAUUAAGAGGCUCUCCAGCAAAGAUCUCACGGUAAAGGAUAUUAAUGAGUUCGUGGAAUGGCAUUUGGAUGCUGUGAAGAAUGGAACCUUCAACAAGUCUGAUUUCGCUGAUGAUGGAACUAUAGCUGCGUACAGAGUGGCCAAGGUGGGGGUGAGUGCGUUGACGAUCAUCGAGCAGAGAGAACUGGACGCGAGGAAUAUUGCCGUGAACUCCAUGCACCCAGGGUUAGUGCGCACGGACAUGACGAAGGGCGUCGGCUUCUAUGAUGCAGACCAGGCUGCCGAAACUCCUCUGUAUCUAGUUCUAGAAGCUCCAGCCAGCAUCAGAGGUGCAUACAUCUGGCAUGACAGACAAGUGUUGGACUGGUAUGAUCCUAAAGCCGAUUGGUAUUUUAAGUCAAUAACUUUUUCGCAGUAGCGUUGAAAAUCAUAACUUUAAAAUAGUUGAUAUUUCUUUGAAAAAAAGGCAAUUACUUAAUUAAAAAUAGCUUUUUUUAAAAUCGUAAGAGGAAAAGGUCGUUACUGCAAUAUUUAACUUUUAAAAAAUAUUUGUAGAAAUGUGAUCUUGUUUAAUAUUAAUAAAAGCCGGCGAUGUUAACAAAAACUGUGUUGAACAUUAAACGGACCCCAGGCAAACUAGUACUCGGCCCAAUAAAGAGGAAUGGCUUUCCUUAUAAAUGUAGUUGAGUCAAAAGAGUUAAUUUAGCGAAGCAAUCACCAUCAAGCUUGGUGUCUCGUGACAAACAUCGCACGACGACGACGCAAUGUCAAGUUCACUACAUUCGGACACCGGCGCGACAAUAUGGACGCCAUACUUAUGUUCAUGGUUAUGAGCUUUCUUCCCGAAAUUAAAUAAAUAUUAUUUUAUACUGUU
Messenger RNA from Helicoverpa zea (corn earworm), 1401 nucleotides. Its product is annotated as carbonyl reductase [NADPH] 3-like. Lineage: Eukaryota; Metazoa; Arthropoda; Insecta; Lepidoptera; Noctuidae. Bases 82 to 945 code for a protein of 287 amino acids. Gene Ontology annotation, molecular function: carbonyl reductase (NADPH) activity. The transcript has a single exon. The record is from RefSeq and is a predicted model, not a curated record.